This is a messenger RNA of Soboliphyme baturini, 381 nucleotides long. Lineage: Eukaryota; Metazoa; Nematoda; Enoplea; Dioctophymatida; Soboliphymatidae. The record is from the annotation of a GenBank genome assembly.
CGGUUUGGUCCGGUCAGCCGCCUUGGUUCGGUUCGGUUCGGCUCGGCUCGGUUCGACUCGGUUCGGCUCGGCUCGAAGGGCAGAGAAGAAGAGGAGGAAGAGAAAGAAGUUGAGGGUACUGUGGCGAUCAACGACCAGGAGGAUCACCCUAGUCGUCAGCUGGUCCCGGCAUGCACCGCUACCGGUGGCGGAAGAGAAAACGAGGACGGACAGACGGACGGACUGACAACGCUAUGCUGCUGUGCGCCUCUGCAACGAGAGUUGCUCGCUCGAAUAGGAAUGGAGGAGAAUGACGCGACGAUUACGACGACAAACACGGCGAUAGCGGGGGCGAAAGCGGUGCGGUGCGUGCUUGCGAGAAAGUAUUGCUACUUCGGCUAA